This is a messenger RNA of Xyrichtys novacula (pearly razorfish), 363 nucleotides long. The record is from the annotation of a GenBank genome assembly. NCBI's taxonomy places the organism in Eukaryota, Metazoa, Chordata, Actinopteri, Labriformes, Labridae.
AUGUUUUUCAUGUAUGUCGCUCUGGUGAUGCUAAAGACACUGCCUGUACAGAGGAGCAGAAAGAAAUAUGUGUUGGUGACAAAUGAAUGCUCUGCACAAUGUCAGCAAACAGGACAUCAUUUACACAAACUGAACAGAGCUCCCCUCAGAGCACUGAGGCUCCACCUAGUACUAAUGAAGUUCACAUUUGACAUGUCCCAGGUCAAUGCUGAAUUACAGCAGACACACUAUCAAGAGCCACAGCAAAUACAGUGGCUCUUAGUGAUUAAUGAUAAAGAGUUCACUGAAAUAAUAGAAUCUCAUACAUUCAUCAUGCAACAUCCACCUUGCUUCAGGCAGGGCUGGUGUGGAUCUUAUACAUAG